AUGGCAACGGUGGAACGGCUGGUCCUGUCUUGGUCAGGAUCAGGCCUCGACAACUUAUUUUAACUGUGGAAGGGACACACGCCAUAAUCCAUCAGAACUUGAGAAGACCAGGCAGGAGCUCAGUGAGAAAAAAAAAAAGUUUAUUCAUAUCGUUCGUCCGCACCUCUCACUUCUCGAACUGCUGUGAUUUUCGCUUACCUUUCAUCUUUCAUGUCUUAAUAAUACUUCUCAAGAUACCGUUUCUUUAUCAUCAUCACCAUCCCUGCUCUAUUUUACUUGCCAAUGGGCUCCAAUGUUCUUUCUCAGGUGUCUUUGAUUAAUUUUCCGGUGUUGUUUGUGGUUCCAAAGAACCCCACUCAUUGGGGUCCGAAGAGGCCAGGAUAUUCUUCUUUCUUCCGUCCCUCCGAGCUCAAUUCAUUCGCAACUGAACUUUCUAGGGUUUCAUCCAAUUCUAUCCACUCCAGCCUUUCAAAGCGCGGAAAGCAACCUUUUGUUGUUAGAGCUGAUGAAGAGGGAGUGGAUGAAGUUUCUGAAGCUCCUAUUGCAGAGGAGGCUGCACCCGAAUCUGGGUCAGAAACUGAGUCAGAGUCUCAAAUGGAUGCCGCCGCAAAAGAGGAAAAGCCUCCCAGGAAGCCUCGGAUUAAGCUCGGAGAUAUAAUGGGGAUAUUGAACAAGAAAGCAGUUGAAGCAGCUGAUACUGAAAGGCAUGUACCGGAUCUUAGGACUGGUGAUAUUGUAGAGAUCAAGCUGGAAGUUCCAGAAAACAGGAAGAGAUUGUCUGUUUAUAAAGGUAUAGUCAUGUCAAAGCAAAAUGCUGGUAUUCACACUACCAUUCGGAUUCGGAGGAUCAUUGCUGGUGUUGGGGUUGAGAUUGUGUUCCCUAUAUAUUCACCAAACAUCAAAGAGAUCAAGGUAGUAAAACACCGUAAAGUGAGGCGGGCAAGGUUGUACUAUUUGCGAGACAAACUUCCAAGGCUUUCCACUUUCAAGUGAAGUCUUCAGUGAAUUUAUGCUUUGUUUAUGUGUGGAUGUAUCUUUACUCUUUUCCCUCUUUGGUAUCCGGAUCUGUAAUGUUUGCUCAAUACUAUGGUAGGGGAUAAAAAAGAGUUGGUGUCAAUUUUUGUCUUCAGAUAUGCUAUUGUGUUUGUCACUUUGUCCUCUUGUAUCAAAUUAACAGUGUUUGAGUUUGUUUUUAGUCUUUUUACUUAUAAGAAAUUAUUUAUUUAGAG
Cuscuta epithymum is the source of this 1229-nucleotide messenger RNA. The record is from the annotation of a GenBank genome assembly. Lineage: Eukaryota; Viridiplantae; Streptophyta; Magnoliopsida; Solanales; Convolvulaceae.